Triticum dicoccoides is the source of this 1173-nucleotide messenger RNA. RefSeq names its product putative F-box/LRR-repeat protein 23. Gene Ontology annotation, molecular function: protein binding. The transcript has 3 exons. The coding region runs from base 1 to 885 and encodes 294 amino acids. Lineage: Eukaryota; Viridiplantae; Streptophyta; Magnoliopsida; Poales; Poaceae. The record is from RefSeq and is a predicted model, not a curated record.
AUGGCCGCAGCACCCUCCGCAUCCUGCCUCCUCGAGGAGCCUGUCCGACUGCUGCACAACGGAAAGGAUAAGGAGGUGGUGGUGCGGGAGGCGAGGGACUGGGCGGCGCUGCCGCGGGAUGUGUUGCUGGACGUGUUCAGCCGGCUGGACCACGUCGACAUCCUCACGGGGCCCGACAUUGUGUGCAGCCCAUGGCGCAGGGCUUCUGUGGACGAGCUGGACUUGUGGCGCCGCGUCGAUAUGCGCUUCCACUGCUACGCCUUCAACCACUCGGAAUACCUUGAGAUGGUGAGAGCUGCCAUGAGGCGUAGUGUGGGUCGGUGCGAGGCCUUCUGGGCAGAGGGCUACGUCACAGAAAGGAUUCUCUCCCUCCUUGCCGACGGGGCGCCAUCAUUAAAGAGCCUUCGACUCAUCUAUUGCCGUGAUAUCGUAGACAUGGCCUUGAAGCCGUUGAUCACAAAGUUUCCCAUGCUUGAGGAGUUGGAAUUGUCAAACUGUCUGCAUAAAUUUCCUGACACACUUGAAGCUGUAGGAGCUGCAUGUCCCCUCCUGAAGCGCUUUAGACUGAGCCAAAUAUUCUUCUACAGUGAAUACCAAGAUGAUAGCGCAGCCAUGGCGAUCGCCAAGAUGCCAGAGCUGCGCUCGUUGCAGCUCACUGCUAAUUCGCUCACCAACAAUGGUUUGAAAGCCAUCCUUGAUGGUUGCCCGCACCUAGAGUCUCUCGACAUCCGCCAUUGUUACCAUGUUUGCAUGAACGGUGACAUGCAAGCAAAGUGUUCUCGGAUCAAGACUCUGAGGCAUCCUGAAGACUCCAUGGAUGAUUAUGACCUCUCAUUUAAUUACUAUACGACUCCAAACCAUGCAGGUCUACAUCAAUUGAAUUAAUUGACGGUUGUCGGAGUCCUUACUAGCAUUCAAGGUCCAUAUGGUGUUCCAUAUCGCCGAUUUUCUCCUGGAAAUAUUUCUACAAGCAGCAUCGGUCCACACCGCUGAACCCGACGGAACCCACUUGUUGGAAACCGCACACAACGAUGACCAAUUUCCAGACACCGGCCGCUACACGCUAGCCAGGAAUCCUCAUCUAGCUCCUGGAAUUGUAUGUGGCGCUAAUAAAUAGUUCCAAUAUGAGAAUGUAUGAACUUAUAUGGUGAUAUCUAUCUAACAGAAUUUCUA